Messenger RNA from Eutrema salsugineum, 628 nucleotides. RefSeq names its product pectinesterase inhibitor 12. The transcript has a single exon. The coding region runs from base 45 to 572 and encodes 175 amino acids. NCBI's taxonomy places the organism in Eukaryota, Viridiplantae, Streptophyta, Magnoliopsida, Brassicales, Brassicaceae. The record is from RefSeq and is a predicted model, not a curated record. Gene Ontology annotation, molecular function: enzyme inhibitor activity.
AUCGAUUCUCAUAUCUCUGCUUCCCCAAAAUAAAAUUUAAAAAAAUGAAAUUCUUCGUUUCAUUUGUUAUGUUCUUUCUCCUCUUGAACGGUUUUGCAACGGCGCAAACUCUGAUUCAAGAUUCUUGCAAGAAAGCUGCAGCGAGAGACCCGAGCUUUAAAUACGAUUUCUGCGUCCAAUCUCUUGAAGCGGAUCCACAGAGCAAGACAGCAACUAGUCUCGAAGGUUUGGUCAUAGCAUCAAUGAAGAACGCUGCGUCCCAAACAAUUAACGUGAAAGGGAUCGUUGAAAAGAUCCUCAGUGACAAGAAAACUUCACUUGGUAUUGAAAUGGCGUUAACCGAUUGCAUCGAGCUUUACACGGAUGCUAAUGAUUCUAUAAACGAGGCUUUAACGAAUGUUAAGUCUCACGAUUACAGAACCGCUAACGUGCAUCUGAGUGCUGCUAUGGUUGAUCCGAGGACUUGUGAAACUGGAUUCAAAGAUUUGAGGCACCAGUCUCCAGUUACAAAUGAGAACGAUGUUUCGAUUCAAAAGAUUUUAAUUUCUUUAGCUUUUACAAAUAUGUUAUGAUGAUAUUACCAAAAGUGUAUAAUUUAACAUUGAUAUGUUUACUAAAGAAAUAUAUA